AUGAGUGUUGAUGACCAGAACAUUGUUUACCGCAUUGCGGUGCCGGGCGAGUGUGAGCGGAUUCGGGAAGCCCUGAUCUCAUUCUUCUACCCCGAGGAGCUUCUGAACGUGUCGUAUAUUGACGAAAAUGGCCACAGUCCGACCGGUCCGACCGAGCAGGAUAUCCAGUACGCUUUAUCGUUCGUGGCGCAGGGAAUGGCCGCGAUCGCGAUCGACUCCAAGCAUGGCAUCAUUGUUGGCGUUUCGAUUGCACGCCUUGUCGAUCUCAAAACAACAGAAGGGCUUCUGGAUUCCGUUGGUUCGCCCGGUGUGUCACGUAAGCGAGCUGAAAUGGUGAAACUGUUUGCCUACCUCGAACGCACCGGGGACGUUUGUGGGCGGUUCCGGACGCGCCGAGCCUACCACGUGUUUGUGCUGGCCGUUGAUCCACGGUUCAGGCGUCGAGCGAUCGGCCAGAAGCUGAUGGAGUUUCAGUUGGCGCGCGGAAAAACACUCCGGUUCCGGCUGGUCAGUGCAGACUUUAGCAACGAGCAGGCGUCACGCAUCGGAGCCCGGUUAGACAUGCGUUGCGUAGCGGCGCUGGCGUUGGACCAAUACCGGAAUUCGGCUGGGGAGCGUGUUUUCGAGGCACGAGGAGCGGAUAACAUUGUCUGCACGUACGCGCGCUACGUUUGA
Molecule: messenger RNA, 675 nt
Organism: Anopheles coustani
Lineage: Eukaryota; Metazoa; Arthropoda; Insecta; Diptera; Culicidae
Exons: 1
Coding region: 1-675 (224 amino acids)
Molecular function (GO): N-acetyltransferase activity
Source: RefSeq, a predicted model, not a curated record